Molecule: messenger RNA, 1068 nt
Organism: Camelina sativa (false flax)
Lineage: Eukaryota; Viridiplantae; Streptophyta; Magnoliopsida; Brassicales; Brassicaceae
Source: RefSeq, a predicted model, not a curated record
GCACAAACGUAAAGAAGUGUUACGGAGAGGGAUAAAAUUACUGAUAUAACUUUUAAAUCGUGUAUAUGUGUGCAUUUGUAUGGCUUUGCUCUUAUAAAAACCCCAAAUUGAAUUGGAAAGGGGAAUUAGGGUUUACUCAAAUAAUCAAUCGGGGAUGGUUUCCACCAAAUCAAGCGACACCGAGAGAAAGGAUGGAUCUUGCGAGACUCAACCGACGGAGGCCAUGGAAAUUUACACCGGAGAUGACUCUUCUUUCCUGGGGAAGCGCAAGGUCGAAACAACGAACCUGGAGGAGGAUCCCGGUGAAAACGAAGGCGACAUAGAAGAAAGUGUCGAGGACGAGGAAGAAGAGGAGGAGGAUAGGGAUUUGGAAUGGGAUAAGGAUAGCUUCGAUGAACGGGAGUAUCAUUCCUCUGGGAAUAGUGAGGAGUAUUCGGACAAGGAAUUCGAGAAGAAAGCCCAUUUUUACAGUCGCACGGUCAUCGAAACCAAGGGUUUUUUUGAGCCAAGUGACAAAUUCCCACCUUGCCGCUGGGGUGGGAUUUCUGCAGUCCCGGGUCUUGAUAAAAAAAUGCGUCGAGGUAUCACAGUUCGUCAGUUCCUAGCAGACAUGGUAUCUCUUUGUCUUGACAAAUAUAACGAAGAAAAGGGAUUUAAUGUGAUUCUCGAGCAUGUUUUGAGGGCUAAUUACAACCCAGGGGGCUGCACAAAGUACUACAUCACUUUUGCUGCUAGAGAGUCUGACUCUCCUGAUGCACCUCUACUUGAGUAUCAAGCUAAAGUGGCUUGGUCUGCUGGCAUUACUUAUCCUAUCCUUUGCAGACCCACUUAUCCACCUAAAAUCGUUGAAAGAGAUCAAGUGAAAGAAGUAGCCGAGGUGAGUGAUUGAAGAAUUUCACAAGGCCGCUUUAACGAGUCUAGUAGACCAAUAAGUUAUUCACUAGUAUUUUUCUACGUUAAAGACCGAUUGUGUAUUACCCGGAUCUUUCUGAAUUUCGCCAGCUAUGUUAAGUUUAUCUAUUGAUAAACGUACACAAAUAGUUACGACGCAUCACACCGGUCUAUCAA